AAUGAAAUUGGUCUCAACUUAUGAAAGCGAGUUUGUUCAAACUCUUUGUUUUUGCUUUUUGAUGCUCUACUCUUCAGGGUUAUACAGUAUUGGGUUUUUCCCUCCGAAACCGCCGAAUUACAUCAGGAGCGAAUGGCACCAUCUUUCUACUGUGACCGAAAAAUCAACAGCAAGAGAGGAGUUUUCAAACCAACCUAAGUAUCGAAAGCUCGUCUCGAAGUUGGUUUUAAUGGUCGUCGAUGGAAUGAGAAAUGACAUGGCCCAAAAUUUGUCCACAUUCAAAAUGGUGAAACAAAAAAACAUAGCUAGUGCCGGGAUUAUGAAGUUCGUUGCAAAGGCAGAGACUCCGACCGUGACCAUGCCCAGAAUUAAAGCCAUAGUUACAGGUGACGUCCCUGCGUUUGUGGAUGUGUUCGGAAACAUGGACGCUAGCCGCUUUGAGGGCGAUAGUCUAAUUGACCAGUGGUUCGAUAGAGGAUACAAAGUUACCAUGUUUGGAGAUGAAACGUGGCACCGUCUAUGGGGAGACAAGUUUGUCAGAAGUGAUCCUGUGACCUUUUUUGUCAACGAAUACGUCCAGGUUGAUCUCAACGUUAGUCGCCAUUUGGAAAAAGAACUUAAACGUGAUGAUUGGCAGGUCAUGAUCCUGCAUUUUGGAGGUUUAGAUCACAUUGGACAUCUUUAUGGAGCUUUUAGCUCUCUGAGCCCAGGGAAGUUAGAAGAGAUGGAUAGGUAUAUAACGCAAAUACUGGACGGUCUGAAGAAGAAUGACAAAGGAGAUAAUGAUUGGAUGUUGGCGGUGACCUCUGACCACGGGCAAGCAGAUGCGGGGGGUCACGGAGGGCCAACAGAAAAUGAAGUAUUGACUCCACUGUUGAUUGCAUCUCCUUUGAUAAAGAGAGUAUCAAGUCAUCCUAAGGAGACACUGGUUAAGCAAAUUGAUAUAACCAGCACCUUAGCCUAUCUUACUGGUGUUCCAGUUCCUGCAAAGAAUUCCGGAAUGGUUAUAAUAGAUUUAAUUGAAUCAAUUGUCUCUUCGAGGGAAGCUAUACUACGCUACCUGAACUACAACAGUCAGCAGUUGAAAAAACUACUGGAAGAAGUUAGUAGUUCGGCUAAGCUGGAAGUGCUAGGUCUUGAACAGGCUAUUCAGAGGCACCAUUUAUGGCUGAGGAAUUAUCCAUCUAUCGACGAAUCACAGGUGGUUGACGAAGUGAGGCAAAAUGCUUUUAAUAAAGUUCGCUCUGAAUAUAUCUCGGCUCUCAAGGAAGCAUCAGAUGCUAUCGCAAGCCACCUGACAAAAUUCGAGCCUUUUUUCAUCUAUGUUUCUUUAUUCACAAUUUGGACUUUGCUGAUGUUUCUGAUCUUGAGAAUUUCGACGGCUAUCUAUGAAGACAAUCGAAAGCGAAAAAGAAGCGGAAUUUUCUUCAACAUCGUAGCGUCAACGCCACAUAUUUUGACCAUAAGUGUGUUUAUGGUUUCGUCAUCAAUAUUCGUUACUCUUAUUACCGUAUCAGGAGUUCGAAUCCCGCUGGGCUCAAUAAUUUUCUUCGGAUCAUCAUUUUUUGCGAUACUUUCAUUUGCAUUUCUCCUUGUUGUGCUAGUGAUUAUUUUUGUCACAAAGAAUGCGGUAGACAUCAGAAUUCAUCGGUUGAUAAUCUGGGUAGCUAUUCACAGUGUUCUAAUGACAUCUUCGAGUUUCAUCGAAGAGGAGCAUCAAAUUGUGUAUUUUGUGGGAACAUCAGCGUUAAUCAUAAUCAUCAUACAGAGAUUAAGUCAGCAUAACAUAGUUCUUUAUAUGAAAAAGCUGGAGGAUUCGACAAAUCCACGAACCAUAAAUGCAGAAAACAGUACUCGAACCAUCGCUUGGGUGGUGCCUAGGGAUGUCGUAUCAGCAGUAGCUGCUCUCUGUCUGUUUCGACUUAUCCGUAAGUUCAACCAGACAGGUGACAAGUGGCUCAGCUAUCCUGAUAUUGGCGAUUGGCUUCUGCAAGAUGGCAAUCAACUAUUCUUAGGCUCUCUAUAUUGCGGCGCGUGCGUUGCUGUGCCUGUUUUGCUGCUCAUUGCCUUCAGAAGUAUCGCAGUGAUGCUGCUGUCUUCACUUGGUUUUGUGUUGGUAGUUGGAUACCACGCAUCUGCAUACAAAAUUGAUUUGAUAGAUUACAUGGCUAUGGACGAUCACGGCCUGUUUUAUGCGAGUUGCCUGCGAUGUUACUUUGCGGUUUUGAUUGUGUCACAGCUUCUCUCAAACCUGGCAGCGCUUAUCACCACCUCUCCAAAGAUUGUCGACACCAAAAAGUCACUGAGCGCAAUGCUAUUUAUCUACUCUCUGCUUUUACAGGUUCCCCAAGACUUCUUCGUAUUAAUUCUUCUUGUGCUAUUUACAUAUCUUCUCAAUCCGGUUCUCAGUGCAACAAAAUUAGAAAAUGUUGAUCAAUUUUUUAUCUGUAACAUGUUUGCGAGAAGUGCAUUUUUCGUCCUUGGUAAUUGUAACUCUUUUACAACUAUUGACAUACAGGCUGCGUAUACUGGUCUCAGUGACCAUAACCUGGCAAUGGUGGCUUUCCAGUUGUUUUUGGUUAUGUUCUCUGGGCCUCUUAUAAUCUACUCUCAAAUGAAUGCAAAUCCUGUCUUGAUAAACAUAGACAAUAAUACAAAUACAUCUUCAAAUUGUGUGCUAUUUUUGCUAACUUACCGAUGUUGUACAUGUGCUGUUGUGUUAACAUGUAGCUGGUUUUUAAGAUUUCACAUAAUGACUUGGACUGUCUUUUCGCCCAAAGUCAUUUUUGAAAUCGGCUGGGCUAUUUUUGAUUGUUUAUUGGCCAUAGUUUUUGCAGCGACGGCUGUAAUAAAGUCUUUGUGAAGAAUGAAUGAAAGGCAACAAGUCCUUUUGAAGGCGAAACUAUGCAGAACCUAUUUAAAACUCUCACAAGGAAUAUCGAAUUUUUAAUUCAAAAUUUUCCAAAUAGUUA
Messenger RNA from Symsagittifera roscoffensis, 2972 nucleotides. RefSeq lists its product as uncharacterized. The transcript has 7 exons. Lineage: Eukaryota; Metazoa; Xenacoelomorpha; Acoela; Convolutidae. Gene Ontology annotation, biological process: GPI anchor biosynthetic process. Gene Ontology annotation, cellular component: endoplasmic reticulum membrane. The coding region runs from base 2 to 2863 and encodes 953 amino acids. The record is from RefSeq and is a predicted model, not a curated record.